CAGACAUGAGUAAUUUUGUAAAGCCAAAGCCGCAUGCUGUGUUGAUUCCAGCUCCAUUUCAAGGUCAUAUCAAUGCAUUGUUCAAACUAGGAAAGCUUCUUCACCUUAGAGGCUUUCACAUAACCUUCGUGAACACCGAAUACAAUCACAAACGCUUGCUCGAAUCAAGAGAUCCUAAUUCUCUUGAUGGUUUCAAUGACUUUAACUUUGAGACCAUACCAGAUGGUCUAACUCCAAUGGAAGGCAAUGGUGAUGUUACUCAAGACAUAUACCCUCUUGUGCAAUCAAUCAUGACGAACUUCCUUCAGCCCUUUGAUGAACUUCUUACUAGACUUCAUCAAUCUGCCAAUGAUGGUUUGAUCGAUGCUGUUGAAGAACAUGCACUCCCAAUUCUUUUCUUUUCUCCAUGCAAUGCAUCUACCUUCUUGUGUACUUUUCAAUAUCCUAAUCUGAUUCAAAAAGGUCUAGUACCACUCAAAGAUGAGAGUUAUCUAACAAAUGGAUAUUUAGACAAUAAAGUUGGUGGCAGGAUUCCAGGUUUGCAUAACUUUAGGUUGAAGGACCUUCCUGAUUUUACAAGGAUUACAGAUCCUAAUGAUUUGAUGAUAAAAUUUAUUACCGAAGUGGCGGUAAGAUGUCACAGAGCCUCUUCUAUUGUUAUCAAUACUUCAUAUGAACUUGAGAGUGAUGUUAUGAAUGCUCUCUACUCUAUGUUCCCUUCUAUAUACACCAUUGGCCCAUUUGCUUCUUUUUUAAAUCAAAGUCCACAAAAUCACUUGGCAUCUUUAAAUUCCAAUCUUUGGAAAGAAGAUACUAAAUGUCUUGAGUGGCUUGAAUCAAAAGAACCAAGAUCAGUUGUUUAUGUAAAUUUUGGUAGCAUCACAGUUAUGUCACGAGAGAAGCUCUUAGAGUUUGCUUGGGGUUUGGCCAAUAGCAAGAACCCUUUUUUGUGGAUAAUUAGGCCUGAUCUUGUCAUUGGGGGCUCAGUUGUUUUGUCAUCUGAUUUUUUUAAAGAAGUUUCAGAUAGAGGACUAAUAGCAAGUUGGUGUCCACAAGAUAAAGUGUUAAACCACCCUUCGAUUGGUGGAUUCUUGACUCAUUGCGGAUGGAACUCAACCACUGAAAGCAUAUGUGCUGGAGUGCCAAUGUUGUGUUGGCCAUUCUUUGGUGAUCAACCAACAAACUGUAGAUUUAUUUGCUAUGAAUGGGAGAUUGGACUCGAAAUCGAUACAAAUGUGAAGAGAGAUGACGUCGAGAAGUUAGUCAAUGAAUUGAUGGUGGGAGAGAACGGAAAGACGAUGAAGCAAAAGGUCUUGGAGUUCAAGAAGAAGGCAGAAGAGAACACAAGAUCUGGUGGUUUUUCAUACAUGAACUUGGACAAAGUUAUUAAGGAGGUCAUGCUUAAACAAUUCUAGAUUAAAGUCAUUUAUUCUAGGAAUUGUAAAAAAAUAUGAUGCAUUUAGUGUGAGGUGCUAGUUCUAUUUAAAAUGUAAACCAUAUAAGUAUGA
Medicago truncatula (barrel medic) is the source of this 1508-nucleotide messenger RNA. Its product is annotated as 7-deoxyloganetin glucosyltransferase. Bases 6 to 1415 code for a protein of 469 amino acids. Lineage: Eukaryota; Viridiplantae; Streptophyta; Magnoliopsida; Fabales; Fabaceae. Gene Ontology annotation, molecular function: quercetin 7-O-glucosyltransferase activity; quercetin 3-O-glucosyltransferase activity. The transcript has 3 exons. The record is from RefSeq and is a predicted model, not a curated record.